UAGGAAUAGUAGCAGUAGUAGUAGCAGUCAGGUGGGGAUGGAUUUGGAGAGCAAGCCAGCGUUACUGGGCUAUCGCAUGCCUCCAGAGUGGGAAACCCAUUCACACUGUUGGAUGGGAUGGCCUGAACGUCCUGAUAACUGGCGGAAUAACGCAACACAUGCCCAACGUGUAUUUGUGAAGGUAGCAUCUGCCAUCUCCAGGUUUGAGCCUGUGACUGUGUGUGCAAGUCCUGCACAGUGGGAAAAUGCACGUAAUCAAAUACCCAAAGAUAUCAGGGUCGUUGAGAUGAGUAUAAAUGAUGCCUGGUUUCGUGAUACUGGACCAACUUUUGUUGUAUGUGACCACAUAACGCAUUCAGGAGACCCAGUGCGGAAGAUUGCUGGAAUUGAUUGGAAUUUUAACUGCUGGGGUGGUCCUGAUGAUGGAUGUUAUGCGGACUGGAGUCUUGAUCAACUUGUUGCCAGGAAGAUUUUGGGAAUUGAGAAGCUUCCUCGGUUUCCUCAAUCUAUUAUUCUUGAAGGUGGAAGCAUCCAUGUAGACGGAGAAGGGACUUGCCUUACCACUGAAGAGUGCCUGCUGAAUAAAAAUCGGAAUCCCACUUUAACAAAAGAACAAAUAGAGAAUGAGCUUAAGAUGUAUCUUGGAGUCAGGAAGGUUAUAUGGUUGCCUCAAGGGCUAUUUGGUGAUGACGAUACUAAUGGUCACAUUGACAAUAUGUGCUGCUUUGUUAAGCCUGGUGUGGUUCUCUUAGCCUGGACUGAUGAUGAAUCAGACCCCCAGUAUGAGCGAUCUGUUGAGGCAUUGUCUGUUCUUUCCAAAGCCACAGAUGCCUGUGGAAGAGCAUUUGAAAUAAUUAAGCUCCACAUACCAGGACCUCUUUUCAUGACAGAAGAAGAGGCUGCUGGAGUUAUUCAGGAUGGGAGUGUGAGAAGAAUCUGUUCUCACUACUUGUACUGUACUGAUUGGCUUGCAUGCAAAUGGGACCGGGACCUACCACUUGUAGAUUGGAUUGAAUGAGCCUUCCUCCGAAGAAUGAAAUUUUCAAGGAAUUCAGAGCAAGGUUUGAAACCCUAUGAGUAGGAUAAUUUGAUAUGUUGAUUUCAGCUUAAGAAAUUUAUCUGUGAGCUAUCUAAUGGUUGGUUCCAACCACCUACAUAUGUGACCUUUCUGGGUGACCCGGGGACUUUGGAAGUGGCUUCUUCUAUGCAUGCUUAUUUUGCUGGUGUUUGGAUGUUUAGUCCAUCUCUCAAGACAUGUCCAAUUUACAUUGUACAUAGUGAAAACAUGGGCAGAAGUACAAGAGGCUAGGCCAUAGCAUCUCUUGACAAAUUUGUAUCAAUUAUCUCUUGGGUACUUAUGGAAUCAAAAUCUGUUCAGAUUAUUAGCUGAAUACUUUAUGUUGAGUCUAAAUAACUAACAGUUAAUGAAAAGUUCUACUCUUAAUUU
Molecule: messenger RNA, 1447 nt
Organism: Telopea speciosissima
Lineage: Eukaryota; Viridiplantae; Streptophyta; Magnoliopsida; Proteales; Proteaceae
Product: agmatine deiminase
Exons: 10
Coding region: 38-1018 (326 amino acids)
Biological process (GO): putrescine biosynthetic process
Molecular function (GO): agmatine deiminase activity; protein-arginine deiminase activity
Source: RefSeq, a predicted model, not a curated record